Messenger RNA from Symbiodinium sp. CCMP2456, 666 nucleotides. The record is from the annotation of a GenBank genome assembly. NCBI's taxonomy places the organism in Eukaryota, Dinophyceae, Suessiales, Symbiodiniaceae.
AUGGCUUCGAUGUACAGUCCUGCGCAGCUGAUGGCGGCGGCCGGAGUCCAACCAAGCCAGCCAGGCUAUCCUAGUAGAGUCGUUUAUUCCGGAACAGUUCCUGCAUCACAUGGUACACUUCUGGCUGGAAGCCCACCUUUAGGCCACAUCGCACAGAGCCAGAGCCUGCUUCGGUCUCAGAAGUUUCAGCCGUACAGCACUCAACCGGGUCCGAUCGCCUACAGCACACCUCGGACAGUGUGGCCUGCCACUGGCAAUGUCGUUCAAGGUUUCAGCCGCCAGACCACCCCAAAUUCAACCCCCGUCUCAGUGCGGCAGGUGGUCCCUGCUGCUCCCCAAAUCUACCGCUACGCAUCCUUCACAGCUCCAGCUCAACCCCAGGCUCCAGCUCAACCCCAGGCAAGGCCAUCGGUUGUGCAAGCUGGCCCCCAAGCCACGAUUCAGACCCAGCCACGGCCAUCCGUAGUUCAGAACGGUCAUGUGGUCCGGACCGUGCCCAAGCAAGCGGAGCCAAAGCCCGCGAAGGAAGAGAGCUGGCAAUGGAUCCUCACGAUUGCCAGGCCGGAUGCCCCAAAAGCGGGGCCAACCGAGGAAGAAGUGAAAGAGGACAGCGAGUGGAUUGUCAAUCUCACACGACCGGCUGGUGCUGUGAUUGCGGCCCAUUAA